Messenger RNA from Hibiscus syriacus, 426 nucleotides. RefSeq names its product wall-associated receptor kinase 3-like. Gene Ontology annotation, molecular function: calcium ion binding. NCBI's taxonomy places the organism in Eukaryota, Viridiplantae, Streptophyta, Magnoliopsida, Malvales, Malvaceae. The record is from RefSeq and is a predicted model, not a curated record. The coding region runs from base 1 to 426 and encodes 141 amino acids. The transcript is spliced from 2 exons.
AUGGUUGUGGAUAUGGUUUCGUUGCGGACCAGAGAGCUACACGUUCGAGGAUCCGAUCUUGAUCGUUGUUCCACGUUGAAGAUCGAAAAUUCCUCCAUGGUUCUUGAUUGGGUUACUGGUAACGAGACUUGUGAGGAAGCUGAAAAAAGUAGGGGUGCUUAUGCCUGCAAAGGGAUGAACAGCGAGUGUGUUGGAUCUGGACCGGAUGGUGGUCCAAGUUAUCGUUGCAGUUGCAAACAUGGUUAUGAAGGGAACCCUUAUCUCAAAUCAGGAUGCCAAGACAUCGAUGAGUGUAUAGCUCCGCACAACCCUUGUGAAGGCAAAGGGACUUGCAUUAACUUAGCUGGUGGAUAUCAUUGCAAGGUUUCAAAGUUUCCAACAUUGCAGCUUGUUCUCGGUAAACCUCCUAAGCAAUUUGACAAAUAA